GGCCCCCCCUGCUGGUUCCUCUUUCCCGCCCGCCCCUGCCUGGAAAGGGAAGGCACAUGUUAAUACCAGCCGGCGUGGUGGGUUUGUGGUGCUGCCGCUGCGGAUUGCGGAGUCCGAGACAGAUGUUGCGCCACCAGAGCCUCCUUAAGUGCCGCUGCCGCAUGUUGUUCAAUGACCUGAAGGUCCUCCUGCUCCGGAGACCCCCCGCGCCCCCUCCGCCCUCGCCUCCCCUCCCCAUGGACAGCGGAGACCCCCGCCCGGGCGGGCCGGCGGCCAACAACAACACCCUGCCCGCGCUGCAUGGGGGGCGAGGGGGCGCCUGGAGGGCGCCGGCCGCAGGCGGGGGCGGCCCGGCCAGCCCGCCCGAGGAGGAGUGGGGCAGCCCGGCCGGCGAGCCCCCCGCGUCCGCCUUGAGCAGCGCGUCCUCGGAGGACUUCUGCAAAGAGAAGGCGGAGGACAGGUACUCGCUGGACAGCGGCAUGAGGACCCCGCUCUGCAGGAUCUGCUUCCAGGGGCCCGAACAGGGGGAGUUGUUGAGCCCGUGUCGAUGUGAUGGAUCGGUGAAAUGCACGCACCAGCCUUGUCUGAUCAAAUGGAUCAGCGAGAGAGGCUGCUGGAGCUGCGAGCUGUGUUACUACAAGUAUCACGUCAUUGCCAUAAGCACAAAGAACCCUCUGCAGUGGCAGGCCAUCUCUCUGACAGUCAUUGAGAAGGUUCAGAUUGCAGCAGCCAUCUUGGGUUCCCUCUUCCUCAUCGCCAGUAUCUCGUGGCUCAUCUGGUCGACCUUCAGUCCUUCCGCCAAAUGGCAGCGCCAGGACCUGCUCUUCCAGAUCUGCUAUGGAAUGUAUGGCUUCAUGGACAUUGUCUGUAUAGGUCUAAUAAUACACGAAGGGCCAUCGGUUUACCGGAUUUUCAAACGGUGGCAGGCGGUAAAUCAGCAGUGGAAAGUGCUGAACUAUGACAAAACAAAAGACAUGGAGGACCAAAAAACAGGGACCAGGACAAACCUCCGAACCUCCUCCCAAACCAACCAUUCGUCCUCCACCGGUGGUACAGCCAGCAACUCCGCUCCAGCCGACAACGGGGUCCGGGGCACUAGCCACGCCACCGGCACCCUGUCUGACCACCACUGUGCUUACACCAUCUUGCAUAUACUCAGCCAGCUCAGGCCUCACGAACAGAGAAGCCAGUCUAGCACUAACAGAGAGCUCGUCAUGAGGGUCACAACAGUCUGAGUGAUGGAAUUCAGGAGGCCUUAACGCGAAGUGAAGGAGACAAAGAACUCAAGAGCGGAGAAGCAUGGUGUGCCUUUAAUUUUUUGGGUAGCUGCACAAGGCGUAUAAGCAGCGCUUGGCGAACUGAGGAAGAAGAAGGUGGAGGCAGAGCUGCACACACAUGCUAAAGAGGUUAACGUUUUCCAGCCAGUCAAUAUUAUUUUAAAAAAAACCAACAAAACAAGUGCAAUACGGACUAACAACUGACUAGGUGGAGGUUGGGGGAAGCAGGGGAACAGCCGGUAUUAGCAUGUCUUACAAGUUCUAUUAGCUGGGAUGGGUAAUGUUCUGCAAACACACACACACACACGCCCCACACGCACACACACACACACAGUGUGGGAUGGUUACAAACAGAAGGGGAAUGACGGAAGCGACGUAUUCGGAGGAGUUUUCAGAUUGUGUUAAGCAGGGAUCUGAGUCAUCGCUUUGUUUCAUAAAUCAUUCCGGAGCCCUGGAUUACUCGCGAUAGAGUAUUGCCGCUGAAGUGGCUGGGGAUUUUUCAGUUUUAAUAUUAAAAAAAAAAACCCGUCCAUAUUUCACCAAAACAAAAAAUCGCCAAGGGGUUUGGAGAAUGGCGUUGGGAGAGGGUUUGACAGACAUUUUUUCUGGCAAAGUUUGUACAAAGGCGGUGUGGGAGUUUGAAGCACAAGCACUGGUCCGUUGACCCCAAAUCCCACAUUCAAACCUUCCCGCUCACAAAAACCAUCCUCCAGGCAGACUUUGAGAAAGGGGGUUGCUCUGGGUUAAUUUCCUCUCCUACCCCAUCACCCCCAAUUGAUUACAUUAGGCCAAUCCCAUCUCCACAGCGUUCUCCUGCAUCUGUGAUCAGACUCUCAUAAGAGAGGGUUUUUUUAAUCUUUAUAUCCCUGCUGCUCAAUUUGCAAGAGAGUCUCACUCAAUCUUAUAGGUUAAGUCCUUGAUAUCCAGUUUGCUGAACGACUGAGUGGAAAAGACUAAAUGAUGAGCUAACAAAGACUUAGUCUGAAGAGGGAGCACAGUCCCUGAGUGAAUAUAUUAUGCUUUUAAUAAGUCUCCUUCUCUAGGAGCUAUCCAUGAAAGUACCAAUUGCUCUUCAGAAACAUCCUCUUUCAAUGCACAAUGGCUGAAUCAUUUGUGGGUAUUAAAGGGACACUGUCAAGUACUUUUUAAAUAGUUUUUAGGGGCUUUUUUACUCGCCAUCGUUUGUCAUAUUCUCUUAAAAGCUUGAAAAUAAAAAUUAUUUCCCUACUGA
Messenger RNA from Trachemys scripta elegans, 2508 nucleotides. RefSeq names its product membrane associated ring-CH-type finger 4 (gene MARCHF4). The transcript is spliced from 4 exons. Gene Ontology annotation, biological process: protein ubiquitination. The record is from RefSeq and is a predicted model, not a curated record. NCBI's taxonomy places the organism in Eukaryota, Metazoa, Chordata, Testudines, Emydidae. The coding region runs from base 57 to 1235 and encodes 392 amino acids. Gene Ontology annotation, molecular function: ubiquitin-protein transferase activity; zinc ion binding.